CUUCGCCGACCGCUCAUCGCAUGGCCGCAUGUCCGGCAUUGCAUUGCGUUGUCAGCGAUCGACUUGGACGACCGAUUCCUUGUGUCAUGCGCCUUCUGGCGAGCUCUCUCUCGACGUCUGGGACCCUGUGUGUCAUGAGCGGUUAUGGAAAUUGUGUGUCGUGGAGCUGCUCUGGAUUGCGUUUCUUUUUGCUCGUUCUGGCCUCAGAGGGAUUUGCUGGCGUAGUUUCUUCGAACGAGGAGGGUUUGCGUUGUGUCAAAUUUUCGUGGUAUCGAACCCUGCCGCGAUCUUCGUGGCUGUUUGAACGUAAAGGAGGACCUCGGAGCUCGAGUAGUUUAUCCGCGUCGUUGAGUGUUGGAAGCGGUUCGGAAUUCGUGGCGAGGGUGGUUGACGGCGAGGCGGCAGGCUGUCCGGGGGGGGGGGGGGUGGUUAUGAAUCGUGUAGAGAUCAUGUGCAGCCAUUCUAGGUUUUGAGGUUGUUUAAUUUCUUGUAGGUUUUGGUGCGGGUUUUUGUGGUUGCGGUAACCAUUCUCCAUGUAGAACCCACUUUCGAAUACUUUCGAAAAGCUUAGAAGCAUAACCUCGUCGUUGUUGCUCGUUGCUUGCUCACGGACUGUUACGAAAGUGCUUUUAAGUUAUUCUGUCAUAUUGCUGCGAGGCAAUUAUAUUGAUCCCUUAAUUUUUUAGACGUAACUUGACACUGCUUGGCAUACCACUAUCGUUGUUAUGAGUUAGAGUAUGCUGGACUCAAGAUUGCACCGGAAAGAAGGAUCGAAGAUAGUCACUUCAGGUCAAAAGCAUCUCCAAAGCAUUAUUGAGUUCAAUCAGCCGUAAACAUGCCUUCAGUUUCAGGGGAAUCGGGGUUACUUGACAGGAUUGGGAGCCAAAGGGAGGUGGUAGUCUCUUUGGGUUGUCUCUCCCUCGUUCUUCUCACACUUCUUUUUGGCCGUGGAAGCGCUGACGUGCUUCUUCUGAAUACAAGAAAUGAAUCUCGAUCUUUUCCAGACAUGGAAGCUGCCUUCGCUCGUCCCAUACCAGAUGAAGGUGUGUCUGGGAUUUUACACGUAGCAAAUCCACUUGACGCAUGUACCCCUCUUAAGAACGACAUUCCGAAGGGCGAGCGAUUACCUCCUUUUGUUGUGAUAUCAAGGGGUACCUGUAAUUUUGAUAAGAAGGUGAGAAAUGCUCAAAAGGCCGGGUUUCAGGCUGCUAUUGUGUACAAUACUAUAGACUUCAUCGACGAAUUGGUCACAAUGUCAGGCUCAGAUGAGGAUAUUGACAUAUAUGCGGUAUUUGUCUCUUGGAUUACUGGCCAAGCUCUCUUGGGUGCUGUGGGAGAAAAUAACACAUGUACAUUACUACCAGCUGUUAAGGACAAUGCCUGGUCAAUCACAGUUUUUUCUUCGAUCACUUUUCUUGCAGUGUCAGCGGUGUUGUCAACAUUUUUCUUUGUUCGACGUGAUAGAUUACGGGGUCUUGGUUCUCGGCUCUUAUCUCGAGAACUAUCUAGAAUGGAUGCUCGGGAUGUGGAUGCACUUCCUACAUUCGUUUUCAAAGGCGCCGGUAGUGAUGAAGCUGGUACUGGAGAGACAUGUGCAAUCUGCUUGGAGGACUAUGAGAGCGGAGAAAAGCUGCGACAUUUGCCUUGUCACCAUGACUUUCAUGUCGGAUGCAUAGAUCAGUGGCUACUCACGCGGAAGCCUUUCUGUCCAAUUUGCAAGCAGGAUGCAAACGUUACACCCGCUUACCCAGCUGCUACAGAGACAACUCCUUUGCUCGUUUCCCCUGUUGUCUCUAUUCCCGUCACGUCUUCAGCAGCUACGCAAACGUCACCAGUAGCCUCUCCUGCCGAUCAUACCCCCGAGUCGUCAUAUGCAAACGUGUCGGGAGAAGAUCUGUGUUAACUUCUGUGUCAAAUAUCUGACUUUCAGAAAGACAUCAAGUGGCAGAAAUCGUUACGGGGCGAGGUGUGCCACAUGAGUUUUUACAGAUUGGACUCUAAUUAAGUUCAUUCAUGUAUGUUAGGAAGGAUGCAGUACACAUCAAGGUUCCUACCACUUCAAUGGCGCGCCAUGCAGGUGAAGAUGGCUAGCAAGUGAUGUUUGUGGUUUUCGUAGCUUCCUUCAAUAUCUCUUAUUGAAGAUGAUGAUACGAAGGAUGUGAAUAUUGGCGGGACAGUUUAUUGUAGAGCAUUGGGUAUGUUCUGGUGUACAAUAGAUGUGAUUCGAGCAAGCUGUUAGAGCUGUUGCAAUACUGGUGCAACGAGGAGGAGACUUAAGCUAGUUUGUGUAUUUACAUAGGUUUUUAAUUCGACCAUCCGCCUGCUUUUGUUUAUGUUGUCUGUGUAGACUCCAGUAUCCAAUUGUGUGCACAUCGACACACAUAGCCGUCGUAGUGCCCUUCUCUAUUCAUUCGAUUAAAAUUCAACUCUUAGCAAUUGCCAGGCA
This is a messenger RNA of Physcomitrium patens, 2446 nucleotides long. Its product is annotated as receptor homology region, transmembrane domain- and RING domain-containing protein 1. The record is from RefSeq and is a predicted model, not a curated record. NCBI's taxonomy places the organism in Eukaryota, Viridiplantae, Streptophyta, Bryopsida, Funariales, Funariaceae.